Messenger RNA from Pogoniulus pusillus (Red-fronted tinkerbird), 2007 nucleotides. It is a transcript of the gene GTPBP4, whose product is annotated as GTP binding protein 4. The record is from RefSeq and is a predicted model, not a curated record. The transcript has 17 exons. Lineage: Eukaryota; Metazoa; Chordata; Aves; Piciformes; Lybiidae. Gene Ontology annotation, cellular component: nucleolus. The coding region runs from base 58 to 1959 and encodes 633 amino acids. Gene Ontology annotation, biological process: ribosomal large subunit biogenesis. Gene Ontology annotation, molecular function: GTPase activity; RNA binding; GTP binding.
GAGGAGGGGGCGCUCCCUUUCCGGCGGCGUGCGGCGGGGCCCGGCCGUGCUGCCGCUAUGGCUCUCUACAACUUUAAGAAGAUCACUGUGGUGCCGUCCGCCAAGGAUUUCAUAGAUCUGACACUGUCAAAGACUCAGCGGAAGACCCCAACUGUCAUUCACAAGCACUACCAAAUCCAUCGGAUUCGACAUUUUUACAUGCGCAAAGUCAAAUAUACUCAACAGAAUUACCAUGAUAGACUCACUCAGAUCUUAACGGAUUUCCCCAAAUUAGAUGAUAUUCACCCUUUUUAUGCAGAUUUGAUGAAUGUUCUCUAUGACAAAGAUCACUAUAAGCUGGCUUUGGGACAGAUUAAUAUUGCCAAGAACUUGAUUGACAACGUGGCUAAGGACUACGUACGGCUGCUCAAGUACGGCGACUCUCUCUACCGCUGCAAGCAGCUGAAGCGCGCCGCGCUGGGACGCAUGUGCACCAUCAUCAAACGGCAGAAACAAAGCCUGGAGUAUUUGGAGCAAGUGCGACAACAUUUGUCUCGUUUGCCAACCAUUGACCCCAACACACGAACACUUCUGCUGUGUGGCUACCCAAAUGUUGGGAAAUCCAGCUUCAUAAAUAAGGUUACAAGAGCAGAUGUGGAAGUGCAGCCUUACGCCUUUACCACAAAAUCUCUGUUUGUGGGACACAUGGAUUAUAAGUAUCUGCGUUGGCAGGUAGUAGAUACUCCUGGCAUUUUGGAUCAUCCCUUGGAGGACAGGAACACCAUCGAGAUGCAGGCAAUAACUGCGCUGGCUCACCUGCGUGCUGCUGUGCUGUAUGUGAUGGAUGUGUCCGAGCAGUGUGGGCACAGCCUGGAGGAGCAAGUGGAGCUUUUUGGAAAUAUUAAGCCCUUGUUUGCUAACAAGCCACUUAUAAUUGUUGCAAACAAAUGUGAUGUGAAGAGGAUUGCAGAACUUCCUGAAGAGAGUCAGAAAAUAUUUGAAACUUUUGAAGCAGAAGGAUUUUCUGUAAUAGAGACAAGUACUCUCACAGAAGAAGGUGUAAUACAAGUUAAAACAGAGGCUUGUGACAGGCUGUUGGCCCAUCGUGUUGAUACUAAAAUGAAAGGAAAUAAAGUGAAUGAAGUGCUGAACAGAUUACACUUGGCCAUGCCAACCAAAAGAGAUAACAAGGAGCGGCUGCCUUUUAUACCUGAGGGAGCUGUAGCACGUAAGAAACGCAUGGAAGUGGACACACCCAGAAGAAAAUUGGAGAGAGAUCUUGAACUUGAAAUGGGAGAUGAUUAUGUUUUGGAUCUUCAGAAAUAUUGGGACUUGAUGAAUUCAUCUGAGAAGUACGACAAGAUACCAGAGAUCUGGGAGGGUCAUAAUAUCCUUGACUACAUCGAUCCAGAUAUAAUGAGAAAACUGGAAGAAUUAGAGAAAGAGGAAGAGCUGAGAGAAGCUGCUGGAGAAUAUGACAGUGAGAUAGAAAGCGAAGAUGAAGAAAUGGUGGAAAUCCGACAGUUGGCACAAAAGAUCCGAGAAAAGAAGAAGCUGAAAAUCCUGCAGUCAAAGGAGAAGGAUAUUCAUGGCCCAAGGAUGCCUAGAACAGCUAAAAAGGUCCAGAGGAAGGUGCUAGAGAAAGAAAUGACUGAUCUUGGCCUCGACAUGACGAACAAAGACGAUGCACAUUACAUGAGAAGGUCCCGCAGUGCUACAAGGAAACGCAAACGCGAUGAGUCCGAAACCCCCAAGUCUGUGGCACGCAGCCGGAGCCGCAGCUGCUCUCGCACACCGCGGGACGUGUCUGGUCUUCGUGAUGAAAAGAUGGUGAAGAAGGUCAAGACUAUGGCAAAGAAGGCUCAAAAGAAAAUGAAUCGCCUGGGCAGGAAAGGAGAGGCAGACAGACACAUAUUUGACUUGAAGCCAAAACAUCUGCUGGCUGGAAAGAGAAAAUCUGGUAAAACACAGAGAAGAUAAGCGGUCCCCUGGAUUAAGACUAAUUAAAAUUGAGUUUAUUAGAACUGA